Messenger RNA from Pelobates fuscus (common spadefoot toad), 3863 nucleotides. It is a transcript of the gene SHKBP1, whose product is annotated as SH3KBP1 binding protein 1. Gene Ontology annotation, molecular function: protein binding. The record is from RefSeq and is a predicted model, not a curated record. NCBI's taxonomy places the organism in Eukaryota, Metazoa, Chordata, Amphibia, Anura, Pelobatidae. Bases 83 to 2545 code for a protein of 820 amino acids. The transcript is spliced from 18 exons. Gene Ontology annotation, biological process: protein homooligomerization; positive regulation of epidermal growth factor receptor signaling pathway.
GUGAGAACUGUAUUGUGCUCCCAGGCCCGGUGUUACCGGAAACAUGGCGGCCGUGUGAGCAGGAGGGAGAGCCGGGCCGGGCAUGGCUGGGACCGGGACCGGGACCGGGGGCCGCAUCGGGGAGGUCAUACACCUCAAUGUGGGCGGCAAGAGGUUCAGCACCUCCAGGCAGACCCUGACAUGGGCGUCAGACACCUUCUUCUCCAGCUUACUAAGCGGCCGUAUCUCUACUCUAAAGGAUGAAACUGGAGCAAUAUUCAUAGAUAGAGAUCCUACAGUGUUUGCACCAAUAUUAAACUUUCUAAGGACCAAAGAACUUGAUACAAGGGGUGUGAACAGCUCCCUUCUGCUGCACGAGGCUGAGUUUUAUGGCAUCACCCCUCUAGUCAGGCGUUUGCAGCUGUGUGAAGAGUUGGACCGAUCAUCCUGUGGAAGUGUUUUAUUCAAUGGCUACUUACCCCCGCCUGUUUUCCCAGCUAAGCGGAGGAACCGGCACAGUGUCUCUGGGCUGCAGACUAGUUGCAGGAGUUCCAUUAAUGAACGGGUUCCAGUCCGGAGAAGUAACACCAUGCCCCCCAACCUGGGUGGUGCUGGCAUCCUGGGACGCACCUUAGAGGAGCGCUUCUUUGGGAAUGGGGGAGGUACAUCCAGUGACCCCGGCAUGGUCCGGAUCAUCUGUGGGCAUCACAACUGGAUUGCAGUGGCGUUUGCCCAAUUCAUCGUGUGUUACAGAAUGAAGGAAACGUCAGGCUGGCAACUGAUUUUCACAAGCCCCUGUCUGGACUGGGUCAUUGAACGAGUUGCCCUAAAUGCCAAGGCUAUGGGUGGGUCACUGGGGGACAAUGACAAGAUGCUGGCAGUCUCCUCCUACAGCGAGAUCAUCCUCUGGUCCAUCAAUGGAGAUGGCAGCGGGAGUGAAAUCGGGGUUUUCAGUCUGGGAGUUCCAGUUGAGUCUUUGUUCUUCGUUGGAAAUCAGUUAAUUGCCACAAGCCACACUGGGAAGAUCGGUGUGUGGAACGCAGUGACCAAGCAUUGGCAGAUUCAAGAUGUGGUGCCGAUAAACAGCUAUGACACAGCUGGCUCCUUCCUCCUGCUGGGCUGUAAUAAUGGAUCAAUCUACUAUGUAGACGUUCAGAAGUUUCCAUUGCGGAUGAAAGACAACGACCUACUGGUUACAGAGCUGUUCAGGGACCCAACAGAAGAUGCAAUCACAGCUCUCAGUGUCUACCUUACUCCGAAAACAAGUGACAGCGGUAACUGGAUAGAGAUUGCAUAUGGCACAAGCUCAGGUGUGGUGAGAGUCAUUGUGCAGCAUCCAGAGACCGUGGGAUCUGGCCCCCAGCUCUUCCAGACUUUUACUGUCCAUCGCAGCCCUGUCACCAAGAUCAUGCUGUCAGAGAGGCAUCUUAUCUCAGUUUGUGCAGAUAACAACCACGUCCGCACGUGGACUGUCACACGUUUCCGUGGAAUGAUAUCUACUCAACCGGGAUCAACCCCACUUGCGUCGUUCAAAAUCUUGUCUUUGGAAGAUAUUGAUGGGCACGCUGGCUGCAGCUCAGGAAACGACAUUGGGCCCUUUGGGGAACGAGAUGACCAGCAAGUCUUCAUACAGCGAGUUGUGCCCGAUUCCAAUGUUGUCUAUGUUCGCCUAUCAUCGACGGGGAAAAGGAUCUGUGAAGUGCGGUCCGUUGACGGCACCCCUAUCACUUCUUUCACUGUGCAUGAGUGUGAAGGCUCCAGCCGCAUCGGGUCUCGACCACGGAGAUACCUUUUUACCGGACAUGCCAGUGGCUGUCUCCAGAUGUGGGACCUAACAACCGCCAUGGAGGUGGCAAACAAAGGAGAAAGCACAGAGUUAGGGGGUCUGACCCAAGCGGAGCUGCUGGAGCAGUUGGAGCAAUGUGACCUGGCUCUCACCCGCACCCCUGAAAUGAGUCCUGCCACUUCUUUCUCCCAUCCCGGUAAUCCCCGGGCAUCCAUUGCCAGCCUUCAGUCCCAGAUAAGCGAUGGUCCUCGGGACAGGUUUUCCAAGGUUGCAUUUCCCUCCACUCAUCGUUCACAGAUGUCAAGCCGUCCUUUUGAAGGCUGGGCCUCGCUCUGCAGCCUCCAGCCUCAUCUUACUGGGAGCUUGAGUUCUUUGCAGAAGUCGGAUACUUUGCCCAGAUCCUGUGCCAAAUCCUCCAGGGCUCCAAGCAGUCAGCCUCGUAUUGAGGUUCGUGGAGCUAAUGCUGACCCCCCUUCACGUGUGAGUGGUAGUUUUGUCGAACGUUGCCAAGAGCUUGCACGUUCCAGCGAGUCCCAGCAUGCAGAACCCCGCUGGCCAUGCAGUGAUGUACCACCAACCAGAAUCAAGAGUACACGAACCGCUGCACCAGCAAGACGUCCAUCAUCUCCUGCCCCUCCACAACCUUCUCCGCUCUGUGUUGCCCCUUCACCAGCUUCGCCAUGUUCUUCCCCUUCUCCACCUGCAGAAGAAGCCACCACCAGCUCUCCAACUCCUCCAAAACUCCCUCAGAAACCUAGGCUCAAUGAAACUUCAUUCUGAAAAGCCUUCUAGUAGUAGGAAGUGAAGAGUCAAGAGGCAAGUAAUCUGGCAUUAAGGCUGCAACUUCCUGUAGAUCUACACAUUAUUUAUCUGCAACGCUUGAAUGGGUAGAGCCAUUCGCUGCUCAUUAAAUGCAUCUUUGUGCGUUUGUUAUUCAGAGGAACCCUUGUUUACUAUAGCAGGUCCAUCUUUAUACCUAGCCAUGUAGCUCGUACACUUGUCCCGUUGUCAUUCUCCAAACAUGAUUUUGAAGGACCCAUCAACAGCCAAAACAAGGCCAUAAGGGUCUGUCUUAUUGUAAAGGGAAUGUGUAAUGGGUGUUUAAUGUUGUGUAAUGUUUGUGUGUGCAGUGCCUGUGUGUUAGGAUUACGGUGGUUAUAAAAUCUAGGAUUCUUGCUUGUAAAGCUUUUGUUGACCUGUUGGUAAAGGUAGUCUCAGCGUGAGGUAACAGGCUUACUGGGAAGAUUAGAAUUACAGAACCUGUGUCAUCACGAAUUCUGUUCCAGAAUGAGUCAAAUUGAUCUUGUGGAAGCAUUUGAAAUGACACAGUGCGACAGUGUUAAACCAAACUCUGGUUACAUAAUGUCUGAUGGCAGAUUUCAUAGUUUACUGCAAUAUUUAUAAAGUUAGAAAUGUUUUGCUGGCACAUUCAGGUGGCAUUACCCAGCCGUGCCUUAUUGCAUUGUCAUAUCUUAUUGCUUUGUCAUAGAAAAUAACGAACUCUGUUAAUAUUGUGUCCCAGUAUCUGCAAUAAACUCCACUGUGUCAGUGGAACAAUCUGCAGCUGUCGCUAACCACAUGCAGGGCAGGACGGUAACUCCACAGCAGGACCCUCUGCCUUGCCUUCAUUUGUUUGUACCCUCCAAUCCUGCUUUCCCUCCCUGUCUGUAUCCCCAGUUUGGAAAACGGGACCACCCCAACAUUAGAUCUAUUUAAUGUAUUGUGUCUUGUCUUAGUAACAUUUCUGUUAUAUUCGUUUUUCUGUUAACCUUUUGCUGUCCUUAUUCAUUCCCUGUGGCUUCUUUCAUUUCCAAUCUCCCCAUGGCAUUUCAGAUUUUGCCCCCAGUUGGGUAGUUGUCAAAAUGUGGUCUGAUCCCUAGGAAAACGUGGUUGGAAUCUCAGGGAAGUGAGUUAACAUAAGACACAAAAUCUAGAUGGAAAAAUACCUGGAGUCAAAGUGUUAACAAUGCAAUAGUUUUUUUUUUUUUUUAUUACAUUUGAGAUUUUUGCAAAUUGUGGAGAUAUUCAUUUUUGUUCCUUUUUUUUUUUUUUUUUUUUUUAUAUCCAACCAAUGCAUUUUGAAUGUAUACGUUUGGUA